AUGGCCGACCUGACCCACGGCGCCGUGGACUCGCUGCUGGGCGUCCUAUCGGCGGCGAUCAAGGACGAGGCGGAGCUGCUGAGCGGCGUCCAGGGCGACAUCCAGUUCAUCAGGGACGAGAUGGACAGCAUGAACGGCUUCCUCCUCCACCUCACCAAGUCCGGCGACGACCACGACGACCAGCAGCGCGCGUGGAUGAAGCAGGUCCGCGACAUCGCCUACAUCGCGCAGGACUGCAUCGAGCUCUACAUGCGCAUCACCCCGUCCCACAAGGGCUUCUGGGGAUACGUGCGCCACGUCCCCGAACUCGUCAAGACCUGGUGGCCGCGCCGCCGCCUCGCCAACCGCCUGCGCGACCUCAAGGUCCGGGUGCGCGACGUCGGCGAGAGGCGCCAGCGCUACGGCGUGACCGUCCCCGAGGCGAAAAAAGGGAACAAGCCCGCCGCAGUCCUCCACGGUGCCAAGGGUGCCGCCGACGAGGCCAGGGGUGCUUUCCUGCUGGCUUUAGCGUCACUUGGCAUGGAUGCUUUCCUGCAGGCUUUAGCAUCAGUUGCCAUGGACGACGACGAUGGUGCCGGAGCAGAGAAGAAUAUCGCCAUCGUCGUCACAUUGCUUCCCGAAGACCUCAGGUCUGACAAGACACUCAUCGAGGACCUACAAGCUGUUGUUCUACGCCAUGGAGAUAAUGCUACCAUCUGCAUGGUCAUGGAGAUGCUCCUCCGUGCUCUUCAUGUAUCUCCUCAAGGUCAAGGCCGCGUGAGCAAGGAAGAAGUGAAGAACCUCGUCGUCGCUGCCAGCUCCAGCUCCAGCUCCAGCGGCGCAGGCGCAGAUCUUGAUCUUCUCAAGCAAGUGAUGCUCCUCUGCUACAGCAAGCUGUCCAGGGAUUACAAGAGCUGCCUGCAGUACCUGACCGCCUUCCACGAGGAGAAGAGCAUCAGCAGGACAAGCUUGGUCCGGCGAUGGGCGGCCGAGCGCCUGGUCGUCAAGGAAGAGAAGCAAUCGUACGAAGAAGCAGCCGAGAUGUGUUUCACUGAGCUUCUCUUCCGAGGCUUCGUUUACCCCGUCGAGCAUGGCGCUGCCGGCAACAAGGUCAAGAGCUGCAGGAUGAGAGAUGAGGUGAAGAACUUCGUCGAUGGGAUCUCCAAGAGCGAGAACUUCGAGGGAAGCCGAUUGCCACCCCACCUUGACAACCAGUUCCGCAUCCGUCAGAUGGUCGCCAAGCAGGAGAAGAAGCUAGAGAAGGAGAAAGCAGAACGAGGAGCAUCAGGCUCAGCUGUAUCUCUGAACAUCUGUGGGGUUUCCCUUCCAAGAAAGCAGCAGGGCCAGGGCCAGGUCGGGAAGUCGUCCGUUUCGGCGGCGAGCAGUAAGAAGCUAGAGAAAUCCAUCGACAAGCAGCUGAAGCAUUUCAGAUCACUCCCUGAAACCUAUCGAGUGAAUGUCAUGGAUCUCGGAGGCUGCAAAGGCCUGAAGAAGCGCCACCUGAAGAGCAUCUGCAAGCUGCAGUCGCUCAAAUAUCUGAGCCUCCGGAACACGGACGUUCCGGAUCUGCCCCAUCAAAUCAAGGCGCUCCAGCUGCUGGAGACGCUGGAUAUCCGGCAGACCAAGAUUCGUCCCUCCUGCACAAAGCGCAUAAAUAAUCUACGCAAGCUGAAGCAUCUCCUUGCCGGUGACAUCAAUCAUUCCAGCUGUGAUGGGAGCGCACCAUUCUCCACCACCGUAAGGAUGCCGACCAACAUUAGUGAGAUGACCGACAUGGAGGUACUGUCCUGUGUCCAAAUUUCUCGUGGCAGCGAGCUCAGUGAACUCGAGAAUCUGAAGAAGCUAAGGAAGCUUGGUGUAUUUCUCCCCGGAAGGCAAGAAGACAUCAAUGAUCUGCGCCAAGCCAUUUCCAAGAUGGGAGGACGCCUGCACUCCCUGUCAAUUUGGAUCAAUACACCCUGUGCCGACGACGUUUCUCUUGACAAGAAAGACGGCGAUGGCACAUUCUUGCAUCUGGAGAACCUUGAGAGCCUAAGCAUCGCUGGCAUGGAUAAAUCUGGAUUGCCUAGCUGGGUCGACGAAGGCCUCAAAAGGCUUUCCAAGAUAACAUUGUGCAAUACUCCUCUGGCGCCUGGGAAAAUGGGAACCCUUAGCAAGCUCACCGGCUUGCUAUGCCUCAGGCUCCAUCACGGGUCAUUCAUGGAAGAGGAGCUCGCCUUCAGGGCUGACGGGUUCAUUGCUCUCAAGUUCCUCCUGCUCGAGAGUGCCGCCACCACCAAGCUCACCUUCGAAGAAAAUGCAAGCCCUCAGCUUGAGAAGAUCGUCUGGUCCAUGGACGCCAAAGUCACCGCCACAGCUUGUGCUCCUGGAAUCGAGCACCUUGCGGGACUGAAGCAGGUGGUGCUCAAAGGCCUACUUGAAGGUGAUUCUUGCCCCUUGGUGGAAAAAGCCAUCGCAAAACAUCCAAAGCAUCGAGCCAUAGAGAUGAUCAUUGGUGUCUGGAAGAUCGUUGCUGUCACCUCCACUACAUGA
Messenger RNA from Miscanthus lutarioriparius, 2511 nucleotides. NCBI's taxonomy places the organism in Eukaryota, Viridiplantae, Streptophyta, Magnoliopsida, Poales, Poaceae. The record is from the annotation of a GenBank genome assembly.